AUGUGCUGCCUGUUGCCGCCCGUUGCUGCCCGUGCCUGUUCUGCCUGUUGCUGCCUGUUGCUGCCCGUGCCUGUGCUGCCUGUUGCCGCCCGUUGCUGCCCGUGCCUGUGCUGCGCGUUGCCGCCCGUUGCUGCCCGUGCCUGUGCUGCCCGUUGCUGCCCGUGCCUGUGCUGCCUGUUGCCGCCCGUUGCUGCCCGUGCCUGUGCUGCCCGUUGCCACCCGUUGCUGCCCGUGCCUGUGCUGCCCGUUGCCGCCUGUUGCUGCCCAUGCCUGCGCUGCCCGUUGCCGCCCGUUGCUGCCCGUGCCUGUGCUGCCUGUUGCCGCCCGUUGCUGCCCGUGCCUGUGCUGCCCGUUGCCGCCUGUUGCUGCCCGUGCCUGUGCUGCCCGUUGCUGCCUGUUGCUGCCUGUGCCUGUGCUGCCUAUUGUUGCCCGUGCCUGUGCUGCCUGUUGCUGCCCGUGCCUGUGCUGCCCGUUGCCGCCCGUUGCUGCCCGUGCCUGUGCUGCCCGUUGCUGCCCGUGCAUGUGCUGCCUGUUGCCGCCCGUUGCUGCCCGUGCCUGUGCUGCCCGUUGCCGCCCGUUGCUGCCCGUGCCUGUGCUGCCCGUUGCCGCCUGUUGCUGCCCGUGCCUGCACUGCCCGUUGCCGCCCGCUGCUGCCCGCGCCCUUGUGCGCUCUGCUCUGCCUGCGCCCUCGUGCGCUCUGCUGCCGCCCGCGCCCUCGUGCACCCUGCUGCUGCCCGCGCCCUUCCGUGGAACGGAGGCUAUGGGGGUGGCGGGUAUGGGGGUGAUGGGUGUGUGUGA
Messenger RNA from Closterium sp. NIES-65, 798 nucleotides. The record is from the annotation of a GenBank genome assembly. NCBI's taxonomy places the organism in Eukaryota, Viridiplantae, Streptophyta, Zygnematophyceae, Desmidiales, Closteriaceae.